Messenger RNA from Suillus fuscotomentosus, 682 nucleotides. Its product is annotated as Prefoldin subunit 3. Gene Ontology annotation, biological process: protein folding; microtubule-based process; tubulin complex assembly. The transcript has 5 exons. The coding region runs from base 8 to 637 and encodes 209 amino acids. Gene Ontology annotation, cellular component: cytoplasm; prefoldin complex. Lineage: Eukaryota; Fungi; Basidiomycota; Agaricomycetes; Boletales; Suillaceae. The record is from RefSeq and is a predicted model, not a curated record. Gene Ontology annotation, molecular function: tubulin binding.
UACGACCAUGUCUGCCAAGUCGGUAUUUCAAGAGGAGAAAAAUCCACGGGGUAUUCCAAAAGCUCCAUUCAUCGCAAAUGUCGAAGAAUAUCUGGGAGGCCCAGAUGGUGCGGUCGAGACUCCCCUAAAGAAUUUCCAGGAUGCUAUCGCGAAGUACCGAUAUAUGGAUGCCAACCUGACACAACGACGAAAAGGUCUGGAGGACAAGAUCCCUGACAUCAGAAAGACGUUGCAUAUGGUGGAGUUCCUGCAAGAAAAAAGAGAAGGCAAGGACAAGAACAACGAUCUGGAGGAUGAUCUCAGUGAUGAGGAAAACUCUGACAAUCCCGAAAAGCCGCUUACUACAACGUUCGAAUUAAAUGACACGCUCUUUGCGGAAGCAGAACUUGAGGACAUCGACACCGUCUAUCUAUGGCUAGGGGCGAAUGUAAUGCUAUCGUACAAAUUGUCAGAGGCUGUGUCGCUCCUGCGAUCCAAAUUGGAUCUUGCAGAGGCAAGCUUGAAGGCUACGAUCGAAGACUUGGAGUUUCUGCGAGAGCAACUGACGGUGAUGGAAGUCAACACUGCUAGAGUUUAUAAUUGGGAUGUUAAGCGGAGAAGAGAACGUCGACUAGCCGGAGAAGCUAAUGAAAAGUAGGGCGGCUAGCACUUGCAUAAAGUCGGGCAGAAUCUUCAAGCUUCA